Messenger RNA from Paramecium sonneborni, 732 nucleotides. NCBI's taxonomy places the organism in Eukaryota, Ciliophora, Oligohymenophorea, Peniculida, Parameciidae. The record is from the annotation of a GenBank genome assembly.
AUGUAAUAGCGGGAAGAAUAAUUUACGCUAUAUAAAUUACUUAAUGUAGAACCUAAAGCAACUUAGAAUGAAAUAGUAAUAAAGUUAAUUCUAUUUAUAGAAAAAAUCAUAUAGAUAAUUAGCUUUGUAAUUACAUCCAGAUAAGAAUUAAUCAGAUGUGAAUGCAAAAGAAAAGUUUUAAAAAAUAUCAGAAGCUUAUUAAAUUCUUUCAAAUGAAGAAAAGAGAAAAAUGUAUGAUGAAACUGGAAUGAUAGAGGGAAUAGAUGAAUUUAAAAAUGCAUAUGAAUUUUAUAGAAAUUUAUAUCCUAAAAUAAGUAAGGAGGAUAUUGAUAAAUAUGAAGUGAAAUAUAGAUUUAGUAAUGAAGAGGAAAAGGAUUUGAUUGAAUUUUAUAAUAAGUAAAUAGAUUUAGUAAAUAUUUUGAUAGAAAUAAUGGUAAUGUUAAGUGUUUGCUUGAGAAUAUAAUAUUGAGCAAAAAUGAAGACAUUCCUCGUUUUUUAGAAUUUUAUGAUGAAAUGAUAAAAUAGAAGAAGAUUAUAGAUUAUAAGAUAUAUUGGAGUAGUAGAAAAAAGAUAAAAACAUUAAGAGAAGACCCAGAAGCAUAAUAAAUAGAUAUGGAUUAAUUGACAAAAUAGAUAAGAUAAAGACCAAAAAAUAAUACAUUUGAUUAAUUUAUUUAAUAGAUGGAAGAGAAAUAUUAGAAGCCAAAGAAGGUAAAGAAUUAGAAAAAAUGA